Molecule: messenger RNA, 564 nt
Organism: Phytophthora sojae
Lineage: Eukaryota; Oomycota; Peronosporomycetes; Peronosporales; Peronosporaceae
Exons: 1
Coding region: 1-564 (187 amino acids)
Source: RefSeq, a predicted model, not a curated record
AUGAAGAGCAUCGGCAUCGUUGCGGUGGUGCUCGGCUCGCUGCAAGUGUCUCAAGUGCUGGCGGCGAAUGUCGACUGCGUGGUGUCCGAGUGGAGCGAGUACUCGAGCUGCGACGAGCUCAACAUGAAGCAGACGCGUACGCGGACAGUGGAGCGCAAGUCGGAAGGCUGGGGCCGCACGUGCCCCGGGCUCGUGGACACCAUCACAUGCGUGCCCAUGAACUGCGAGGUCAGUCCCUGGGGCGAGUACAGCAGCUGCAACGCUGACGGCUACAAGACUCGAACGCGUACUGUCGUCCAGGAGGCCAAGUACGGCGGCGCUAAGUGCAAGCCUCUGUCCGAGGACAUCAAGUGCACCAGCGUGGACUGCUACGUCUCGCGGUGGGGGGACUGGAGCGAGUGCCUGACUGACGGUACGCGGGUGUCCACUCGCACCAUCCUCGUGCACCCGCACGACGGCGGAGCAGAGUGUCCUGAGCUCAAGAGGUCAGCGCCAUGCUCAUCCUUUGGCUCCACUUCAGGAUCGGCGGGUGAUGGAAGUGCGGGCAGCGCCGGAAGGCGGUAG